UUGUGACCCAAAAUGCGGCAUCAUCAAGGCCAAUGACGACCAGCUGUGGGGUGUUGAGUUGUUACUGGUCAUUGGCAGUCACUGUUAGGGUAUAUCUACUAGUGACUGGACACAGUUUUGGUACUUACAUGAUGGCUGGCCUGAAUGCCUUAGGUAUUUGGCUCAUUGUCACAUUUGUUGGUGUGACUCACAGUUAUCUGACAAAGACAGCCUCAAGUCCUUACUCUGGAGAGGGACCGGACCAGGCUCCUACUUGGGAAAUCCCUCAUGGUGAAUUUGCACAUGUGGCAAUGGAGUCUCCUACUGCUUUGGAUCCUUCUAGUCAAGUUGCUCCACAUGAAGCGCCCCAAUAUGUUCAACCCAAUGCUCAGAUGGGACUGGUACCUGCAGCGCCUUUACCGCAAGUGUAUGGUGGUAGCCCUCAAGGUCCUCCAAAUCAAAAUUUCUGGGCAAUUCCACCUCCCAGUCCCUUUUCUGAAGGAGUUCCAUCUGCUAGCACACAAGGGUUUUUGCCAGAACCCAACCCACCUACUUUCAGCUACGAGACCCCGUCCAGUCAGAUGUCAUUUCGGCCAGGUGAAAUGACCUAUGUGGAGAAGAUCUACGACCGUGGCAUCUACAAUGGUGAAAGUGAAGCAGAAGGCCCAACAUUUCAAUACGUCCCGGUCAGGAUUCCCUAUAGAGUCCAAGUUGGCAGUCCCCUUUUUGUCCCUCCAGUUGGUGGGUUUUUGUUCAGCUAUCCCCAUGACUAUAUGAUGAUGCCAGCCCCCAUUCCCUACAGUGAAAGACUCUUCAUGACUAAAGCAAUGAAGAGGAAGUCUGGCUAAACUAAAAUGUCUUCAAAUUGUUAGUUUUGGUCUGAAAUGUGACUAGAGUCUUGCAGAAGUUUUCUUCUCAGAAUCCAUCAGAACUUCCCACUAAGUGGGACCCUGUCAUCUCCACUGGACCCAGCAAGUUUAUUUCUUUUGUUCUCUCAAACAAUGUUGUACCAUCAGCAUUUCCCUUUUGUCAUGGUCAAAAUGAGGUUUGCUUUGUUUUCACUUCAAUAAACCCUUUUAAAUUGUGCA
Oryzias melastigma (Indian medaka) is the source of this 1067-nucleotide messenger RNA. RefSeq lists its product as uncharacterized. The record is from RefSeq and is a predicted model, not a curated record. Lineage: Eukaryota; Metazoa; Chordata; Actinopteri; Beloniformes; Adrianichthyidae. The transcript has 4 exons. Bases 33 to 827 code for a protein of 264 amino acids.